Messenger RNA from Quercus lobata, 1831 nucleotides. Its product is annotated as serine/threonine-protein kinase PEPKR2-like. The record is from RefSeq and is a predicted model, not a curated record. The transcript is spliced from 5 exons. Gene Ontology annotation, molecular function: ATP binding; protein kinase activity. Gene Ontology annotation, biological process: protein phosphorylation. Lineage: Eukaryota; Viridiplantae; Streptophyta; Magnoliopsida; Fagales; Fagaceae. The coding region runs from base 281 to 1798 and encodes 505 amino acids.
GGACGCGCGAGAACAACCAAGUUAUUUAUACCAACGGUUGUCGUUUUCACGUGAAACUUUGCUCUUUCUUAAACACACACAGUACUCACACAAGUAUGAAGCUUUCCCUUUCCAAUACAAUUCUAUAGCCUCCAAUCACAGUCACAGGAGCUCCAUCAAAAUUCCAUUUUCUUCUUCUUCUCUGUGGAAGAUCGAAUUUGUGAACCAUCUGUUCAGAUGGGGCGGAAGAAGAAGAACAAGCGGUUCCUGGUGUUCAAAGAAGUCGAUAAGAAAGCAAUCAAUGAUUUGGUUCAAGGUUUACAAGGGGGGUUUUGUUUAUGAUGCAGUAAGUGAGAUAUAUUUUUCUGUUGAUAAUGGAAAUCACAAUAUUGUAUUAUUUUCUACCUUGAAUUGCAUCAUGGAGGCACAUGGCAAGAAAAGGAAGGGACUGGAUAUUUUAGUGUUAAGUCACAAUUCUCUGAAAUCAUUAUCAACCAUUUGGUCUCAUUCGUCAUUGGAAAAUAGCUCAAGGCACAAAAAGAAGUGUAAGGAAGAUGAAGUUAAAGCAGUUGGUUCCUGUAAGAGUGUAUUUAAAGGAAUUGUAACUGCCCCACCUUGUGGGAGCACCUGUCCGAACUCAUCUGGGAGAGGUCUUAAGAGAAAAAUUGGGUGUAUCGAUGCUGCAACUCAAAUGGGUAGGAAGAAGAAGAUUGAGCAAGAUUAUGAUUUGGUUGUGACAAUUGGGCAAGGGAGGUUUGGGUCAGUAAUGUUGUGUCGGAGUAGAGUGAGUGGAGAAGAGUUUGCAUGCAAGAUAUUGCGCAAGGGGGGAGAACUUGCAUAUCAAGAGGUGGAGAUAAUGCAGCAUCUCUCUGGUUAUCCUGGUGUUGUAACGAUAAAGGCAGUGUAUGAAGAUAUGGAAUCAUUUUAUCUUGUGAUGGAAUUCUGUUCGGGUGGAUGGCUGCUUGACCAUAUGGCUAGGGAAGGGGAGUAUUCAGAGCAUCGAGCUGCUAAUGUACUCAAGGAACUCAUUUUGGUUAUCAAGUAUUGCCAUGAAAUGGGUGUUGUCCACCGUGACAUAAAGCCUGAAAACAUCCUUCUUACAAGUUCAGGGCAGAUGAAGCUUGCAGACUUUGGCUUAGCCAUGAGGGUGUCUAAUGGUCAGAGCCUGGCAGGUGUGGUUGGAAGUCCUGCUUAUGUUGCCCCUGAAGUUUUGGUUGGUCAGUAUUCAGAAAAGGUUGAUAUCUGGAGUGCUGGUGUCCUCCUCCAUGCUCUUUUGGUUGGAGUGCUUCCAUUUCAGGGUGAUUCUGUGGAGGCAAUAUUUGAGGCUAUAAAAAAGGUGAAACUUGACUUCAAGAGUGGAGUAUGGGAAUCAGUCUCUCAACCUGCCCGGAAUCUGAUUGCCCAUAUGCUUACCAGGGAUGUUUCAGCAAGGCUAACUGCUGACGAAAUACUAAGACAUCCAUGGAUCUCGUUGUAUACAGAACAAACACCGCAGACUUUAACAUUGAUGACAAAAACUAGAAACCGUGUAAAACUGUAUUCUCGAAAACUGACUACCAUAACUGGGGUGGAGUCACAGAUGAAUAAGCUAAUGGCCAGUAGCUUUCUCUGUGAUUACUCUAGCCUAAAUUUAUCAUCUGAUAGACUAACUGGGAGGUCAGAAGAGCAGGACUGUGGAUUGGUUGAUGCUCUUGCAGUGGCAAUUUCACAUGUGAGGAUAUCUGAACCAAAGAGAAGUACGCUUUGCAGCCCCAACAGUCCAAUCCAACAACAAUAUUCAUCUAACAUGAAGGUUAAUAACCUCUGUACAGCGUUUUGAGUUGUCAGUGUAACCUGCUGAUAAAGCCACCAA